CGUAUGCCAUCGGCUAGUGAAUGCCGUAUGAGGGCAUCAUGUUUUUCAUUCUCACGUCACUUCCGCUUUGGUUCGGUGUGGCGCGAGUCGCGAGAGAGUGAACAGUCGGUGAGAAGAGAACAGAAACACACAAACUUCUGAACACACAGCUGCAGUAUUAUAUUAGACAGCAGAAAACAGACAUUUCCAUUUGACAAAUUUGUGUAAAGUGCAGCGGUUGGACUCAUCGAGGAGAACAUGCCGCGAAGAAAGAGAACAGCAGGCAGUAGUUCAGAAGGGACUGCUGAUUCUGAUGACUCUGGGGAUCAUGAGAAGACCGACAGCUCCCACAGUGAAGCCCAUCAGCGCAAUAACACCCGUCUGACCCGAGCAUCACUGCGCCUGAGCCAGAGCUCUCAAGAUGCCCCACCAGAUGUGAAACAAGCAGCAGAGAGAGAUGAGUCUCCCCCCAGGACACCCACAGGAAAUGCCCCCUCAUCCGAAUCAGACAUUGACAUAUCCAGUCCCAAUGCAUCCCACGAUGAGAGCGUGACUAAAGACCAGAAAGACUCUGGCAGCGAUCCUUCCCAUCGUCCAAAACGCCGCCGCUUUCACGAGAGCUACAACUUCAAUAUGAAGUGCCCCACACCUGGGUGCAAUUCUCUAGGACAUUUAACAGGCAAACAUGAGCGACAUUUCUCCAUAUCAGGAUGCCCUCUCUACCAUAACCUCUCAGCAGAUGAAUGCAAGGUGAAAGCCAUCGAGCGUGAGAAACAAGAGGAAGAGCGCAGUCAGGGGCAGAACGAGGAGAACAGACACGCUACUCGACAUCAGGCACCAACUCCAAGACAAGUUAGAUAUAAAGAGAAGGUCAUGGAGAUGAGGAAGAGGAGGGAUUCUGGACUGACAAAAGACCAAAAAGAGAAGUACAUGGAACACAGACAGACACACGGAACCACGCGUGAACCACUGCUGGAGAACAUCACCAGUGAUUAUGAUCUGGAGCUCUUCAGGAAAGCUCAGGCCCGAGCAGCAGAGGAUCUGGAGAAACUGCGUCUGCAGGGUCAGAUCACAGAGGGCAGUAACAUGAUCAAGACCAUCCUGUUUGGCCGUUAUGAGCUAGACACUUGGUACCAUUCUCCCUACCCUGAGGAAUACGCCCGUCUGGGGCGUCUGUACAUCUGUGAGUUCUGCCUCAAGUAUAUGAAGAGUCAGACCAUCCUGCGCAGACACAUGGCUAAAUGUGUGUGGAAACACCCUCCUGGUGAUGAAGUCUACAGAAAAGGUGCCAUCUCCAUGUUUGAGGUUGAUGGGAAAAAGAACAAGAUCUAUUGCCAGAACCUUUGUUUGCUGGCCAAGCUGUUUCUGGACCAUAAAACAUUGUACUAUGAUGUGGAGCCUUUCCUGUUUUAUGUCAUGACUGAAGCUGAUAACACAGGCUGUCACCUCGUGGGAUAUUUCUCAAAGGAGAAGAACUCAUUCCUGAAUUACAAUGUGUCCUGUAUCCUGACUAUGCCACAGUACAUGAGGCAGGGCUACGGCAAGAUGCUCAUUGAUUUCAGUUACCUGUUGUCAAAGGUUGAAGAGAAGGUGGGUUCUCCAGAACGUCCUCUCUCAGAUUUGGGCCUCAUCAGUUAUCGCAGCUACUGGAAGGAAGUGCUGCUGCGGUAUAUGUGCAACUUUAAGGGCAAAGAGAUCUCCAUCAAGGAGAUCAGUCAGGAGACAGCAGUGAAUCCUGUGGACAUUGUCAGUACUCUGCAGUCACUUCAGAUGCUCAAGUACUGGAAAGGGAAGCAUCUGGUCCUGAAGCGACAGGACCUGAUUGAUGAGUGGAAGGCCAAAGAGACCAAAAGGGGCAACAACAACAAGACCAUAGACCCCAGCUCUCUGAAAUGGACCCCUCCCAAAGGAACCUAAUGGACUUACGUGUUACAUUUCGUACUGCCGUUAUCUUUUUUAUGACUCCGUCAACAAUGUCUUUUGCAAUGGCUUCAGCUGUUAGUGUCAUUUUUGUCUCUUUAUGUCCCCCUUGUAACUCUGGAAUCUCACUUUUGUUUCAUACAGUGCCAUUUUUUUUCAUUCAUAUUUUUAUUUGGCCAAAGUAUUGCCUAUGCCCCAGAAUGUAUUUUUUUUUUUUUUAAGUACAAUUAUUUAUUUAUUUUUUAAGCAAAAAAAAAAAAGUUUCUCAUCAGUAGAAUGUAGUAAAAUAAGGGGGUCCUCACAAAAAAAAAAGUUUUGAUUGCUUUAAUUACACAUACUUCAAAGUUUAUUUCUUGACUUCUUUGUGAAAAUGAUUUCAUUUAAAUCAGAACUGGAGAAAAAAACUCCUGUUUGAUACUUUUAUUACAUCACAUUUGAUACCUGAAGCAAGACAUUUACUUGCUUAAAAAUACUCCCAAAUGAUGUUCUUUUGAAUUAUAAUGUUGGUGCCAGUUAAGAGUCAAAAAUAAUUGUAUAUUGAUUGAUGAAGAGUGGUAGAGUCUGUAAUAGUGCUGGAUAAUGUCAUCAGUAAUACUGCAGUCUGUUCCAUUCCUCUCGCACAUCUGCCGUGUGAAAAACAACAUGAUUUCACCUUUAUAAACUGCUGGUUCAUUUCAUCAUGUUUGCAUAAAUACAGUUCUGAUACAGUUGUUCUUUCAGUGUUCUACCUGUUUGUUUGUUCAAAUCUCCAGAUUUGUCCAUUGCUGUGCUGCUCUCUGGGAUUGUUCUUCUGAAAUCACCUGCAGAUUAAUAUGAAAAUCAGUUUUUCACCUUAAACCUAGCAGUGCUGUUUAAAACUGUGGGUUUUUACUUUCUUUGACCAACACCUGUAAGAGAGACUGUCUGAAAACAUUUACUACUGGUGUAUGUAGAGCAGUGGAAAGCCAUACCUCCUAAAGAUCUCUUGCCCAUGAGUCCCACAAACAUGUCCCCCUUAUGCCCUUUGAGGAAAUAGAGCUGUUUUUAAUUCAUGUCUCUAAAUCAAGACAUUUAGACAGUGGCGAAAAUCAGUCUGUUGGGAUGUAUGGGUUUUCUGCUGGUCUUAAAAAGUCUUUGAAGGCUUUAGAAAGGUCUCAAGUAGGAGCAGAAAAUCUCAAAUUCAUAGUCAUGGCAUUAAAUGUUGCAUACACUGCAAAACUUAA
Molecule: messenger RNA, 3101 nt
Organism: Carassius carassius (crucian carp)
Lineage: Eukaryota; Metazoa; Chordata; Actinopteri; Cypriniformes; Cyprinidae
Gene: kat7b
Product: K(lysine) acetyltransferase 7b
Exons: 14
Coding region: 238-1896 (552 amino acids)
Biological process (GO): regulation of DNA-templated transcription
Cellular component (GO): nucleus
Molecular function (GO): zinc ion binding; histone acetyltransferase activity
Source: RefSeq, a predicted model, not a curated record